GAAAAGUUUUUUGUUCUCUGUCAGCCUUCGGUGAAGUGUAGAAGUAUUUCAGGCAGAUUUGACCAAAAAAUCCUUGCCAAACCGAAUCGUUCAACGCCUAGGGAUGAUUGGAAACCUUGCAAAAUUAUCUUACGUCCGUGGCGUUUCACAGGGCGUUGCUAGUGGUGUGAAGGCAGCCGCCGUUCCGGUCAAAGUGGUUGCAGACCCAGUCGUCGCUGGACCGACCACGAUUGUAUCCAGCUCUCCGACCUGUGCGCUCCCACGGAACGUAGUCCGGGCGGUAUCCGGAGUCGCAGCUACUGGUCAGAUUCGUCUGGCUCAUACUGACAUUCGGGUGCCAGAUUUCUCGGACUACCGUCGAGAGCAGGUAAAGCGACCCAAUGCAAAGAAUGACUCUGCUGAUGAUCGUGCUGCAUUCACCUACCUGAUGGUAGGCGGAGCGGCUGUAAGCAGCGCUUAUGUUGCUAAGGCGCUAGUUUCAACAUUUGUAUCAUCAAUGAGUGCAUCCGCCGAUGUGUUAGCCAUGGCUAAAAUUGAAAUUAAACUUAGCGAUAUCCCGGAAGGAAAAUCUGUUACCUUUAAAUGGCGUGGCAAGCCCCUUUUUAUCCGUCACCGCACGGGUGCCGAAAUUGCAACUGAGCAGGCCGUAAACACCGGUACUUUGCGAGAUCCCGAAACCGAUGCUGAUCGCGCAAAGCAACCGGAAUGGCUCAUUGUUAUCGGUGUGUGUACGCAUCUUGGUUGUGUUCCUAUUGCGAACGCCGGUGAUUUUGGAGGGUAUUAUUGUCCGUGUCACGGAUCCCAUUACGAUGCAUCUGGUCGCAUCCGCAAGGGACCGGCGCCGCUCAAUCUGGAAGUACCACCCUAUGAAUUUCCGGAGGACGGUCUUGUAGUUGUUGGUUAAGUGUAAGCUAUUUGUUUUGCUUUCGCUGAACUGGAUGGUAAAUCAAUCAUGCUUUAGUAAAAGAAGCAUCCUUUAGGCAAGUUUAUAAGAAUUAUCAUACGACGAAAAAUAUGCCGGAAAAUUAGUGAAACGAGUUUAAAUGAAGACAAAUUAACAAUGUAACAACAAAGGUAUCCAAAGGAAUUUCUUGCAUUAAAGGUAACUUCCAUAACCACAUUUUAUGUUAUAUUA
Molecule: messenger RNA, 1135 nt
Organism: Sabethes cyaneus
Lineage: Eukaryota; Metazoa; Arthropoda; Insecta; Diptera; Culicidae
Gene: RFeSP
Product: cytochrome b-c1 complex subunit Rieske, mitochondrial
Exons: 4
Coding region: 104-904 (266 amino acids)
Biological process (GO): mitochondrial electron transport, ubiquinol to cytochrome c
Cellular component (GO): membrane
Molecular function (GO): 2 iron, 2 sulfur cluster binding; quinol-cytochrome-c reductase activity
Source: RefSeq, a predicted model, not a curated record